Molecule: messenger RNA, 1175 nt
Organism: Tripterygium wilfordii
Lineage: Eukaryota; Viridiplantae; Streptophyta; Magnoliopsida; Celastrales; Celastraceae
Exons: 2
Coding region: 585-1025 (146 amino acids)
Source: RefSeq, a predicted model, not a curated record
UGCAAAGGACUGUAAUGUGUUGCAGUCAAUGUCGAAUAUACGAACGUUGGAGAUGGCAUUGGAUUUGAGGAUGGAUACGACGGUGGAUGGUGGUGGGAGGUUGUUGGCAACGCGGCCGUAACAUAUUCCAACAGUCAAAAAAACAAUAGCCCCUGAUCAAUGCUGGACCAGAGUUGGUAUACAUGACUUGCACCAAAGAUGAUUCCAAUUCAAUCAUUGAAAGUAAGUGACUGAGUAUAAGCACAGAUUCGAUCUUUUAUGGGGCCCUGAGGUUAUAAUAUUUGCCUGUCCAAAAUCUUACUUUCUCCCCUUACAAAGCAAGUGCUAUGGCCUUAGUGCCCCUUCUUCUGCAGUAAAGAACACAAAGAAUAUCUUUAGUUGUUUCUCUUUAUUAAAGAAAAGUUCCUUCUUUUAUUAAACUCAAUAACCCAAACCCAUCUCCACAGUCAAUUAUCUUGUUCUUGCUUAAUUCAUGACUCCACCCUGAAUCUCUCCCUUUGUUUGCACUCAAAGAACAAGAGAAUUGCAGACUCAGUACUAAUAGCCAAACCCCUUCUCUUGUCUCAAACCCGAAAUACCAAAACAUGUCAUCACAAACCCAACAGCCUCUUAUGCCCUCACAAUCACAACAGCCAGUUGUGAUUUACCCGAACACAAAGCCGCCGCCUUCUGGUUCUUCAUCACACUCGAAUGGAUCAUUUGGGACGGUGUUCAUUGUUCUGGCUGUGAUUAUUGUUAUAUCUGGUAUUGCUUGCUGCCUUGGAAGGUUAUGUAACAAGAAGAAAGUCAAGUCCAUACCAAAACAGAAUCACAAGGUGCGUUCCAAGGAAAGGGAAUUCGAAUUCCGUCCCAAAGAAAGGGACAUGGAGUUCGGGUUCGAAAAUGGGAUUCCAAUGGGAAGACCAGUGCCGCAUAGCCAUGGUGGUUUGAAAGGGUUCAAGCCAUCUGAAAAUGGUCAUCUUAGAGGUGAACAACUUAGGCCUAUGGAUCGUGAGCCUAAAGCAGCAGGUCCCAUGAUGUCAUAGAGAGUUUGAUUCUUCAUAUAUGCUUGUGCUAAAAUCAUUCUGAUUUUAUGUUAUUUGUUCUGUUUCUUUUCUAGUUUUAGGUUUUCACUGGUAGUUUCAAAUAUGUAAAACAAAUUUAUGGGUUUGGAAUGAAUAGUAGCUUUUAUCAUA